AUGACUGAUUCAUCCAAGUUUUGCAUUGCUCAAAACGCCUACAAUGCAUUCAAUCAAUACGUUGUUCAAUCACAAGGCCAACAUGUUGAUUAUCUUGUUCCAGUUGAAGUUGGAGCAUUGAAUUCUCUCAUGCCAAUGCUGGUUUCUGCUCAAACUGGAAUUCCAGUAAUUUUGUCUGAUUCCAUGGGAAGAGCUGUUCCAACACUCACAAUGACAUCAUACAGUGCUAAUGGAAUAUCCACAAAUCCUUCCAUCUUGUCAAAUGCCAACACCCCAGCUGAUUCAGUGGCCAUCUUAUUGGACAGUGCAAGUGCUGUUGAAGCUUUGGCUAGACCAAUCAUUUCAUCAAGUGAAUUCAACUCAGUUGCUGGAUUGGCAUUGUGGAAAAUGACAGGUCAACAAUGUAAGAAUUAUUCAGUUCCUGGAGGUAUUCCAAUUGCAUUGGCUGCUGGCUACAUGUCCAAACUAGCAUCCACUAGUGAAAAUCCACUUGCUACUUUGCAAGAAUCGCUCAAAUAUGGCAAAGUGGUUGUUGUUGGUUCAUUCAAGCAACAAAUUGUGACUUCUGGAGGUUUUGAUUUGGGAAGUGUUACUAUCAUUGACAAUACCAAUCCAAACAAUCAGGUGGUUGUUUACAAUCAGAACGAAAACUUGUUUGUCUACAGUUCACUUCAAUCUUCACCAUUAUUAACUGGACCUGAUGUGAUUGCAUACAUUAGAGUUAAGGAUGGCACCUUCUUGUCAAAUGCUGAUUUGCAAGAUUCAACUGUCAUUGGAGCUGAUGAAGAAAUUGCCUUAAUGUUACUUCCAGUCCAUUCUAUGAUUUUCAACAAUGAAACAAUUCGAGGUGUUGUCAAUCAAUUGAUGAAGCCAUUGGGCUAUGCUGGUCCAAUAGUUACCGUUUUCACAGAAGAAGAAAGAGCCGAGUAUUUCGCUUACAUGACUGAGUAUGGAAUGAAUUUGCUUGCUCAAAACUAG
This is a messenger RNA of Naegleria gruberi, 978 nucleotides long. RefSeq lists its product as uncharacterized. The transcript has a single exon. The record is from RefSeq and is a predicted model, not a curated record. The coding region runs from base 1 to 978 and encodes 325 amino acids. Lineage: Eukaryota; Heterolobosea; Eutetramitea; Acrasida; Naegleriidae.